This is a messenger RNA of Plasmodium fragile, 7701 nucleotides long. RefSeq lists its product as uncharacterized. Gene Ontology annotation, cellular component: transcription elongation factor complex. The transcript has a single exon. Gene Ontology annotation, biological process: mRNA transcription by RNA polymerase II; transcription elongation-coupled chromatin remodeling; nucleosome organization. Gene Ontology annotation, molecular function: nucleosome binding; histone binding. NCBI's taxonomy places the organism in Eukaryota, Apicomplexa, Aconoidasida, Haemosporida, Plasmodiidae. The record is from RefSeq and is a predicted model, not a curated record. The coding region runs from base 1 to 7701 and encodes 2566 amino acids.
AUGGCGCCGGACCAAACGACGCAGAACAAGAAUGAACAGGAUCCAGUGGAGGAUGUAGACCCGUCAAACCUGAAGAGAAAAAGUGAUGGGUUUCUCUUCAGAAAUUUUAAGCGACUCAAACAGAAGCUGCAGGGGAAUGAAGGCGACGAGGAGGAGCAGCCAGAUCAUCCACCUGAGCAACAUCCAGACCCUCAGACGAAACUCUACGAUGGCGUGCAAAUCUCAAACAAUUUCAAGCACAAUAAAAAAAGUAAAAAAAUUAUUGACGAGGACUAUGAAAGUGACUCGGAGGGAGAGGAAGGGGGUGGCAAAAAGGGAACUGAUAAAUCGGCAGAUAGCCGUAGGAAGAAGCCCAAAGGUGUGAAUGAACACCAGGGCAAAAGUACGGCGAAGAAGGGAGGUGAAGAGAAAGGUCAGAACGAGGUACACGAAGAAGAAGAAGAAGAGGAUAGUGGUGAAGAGGACGAAGACGAGGAUGCAGGCAGCGGCGAUGAUGAGGAGGAAGAGGACGACGACGCGGAAGAAGAUGAAGAGGAAGACGAAAUGAAAGGAUUCAUUGUAGACAGCGAAGAUGACGAAGAGGAGGAAGACGAUGAUGAUGAUGAAGAAGAAGGGAAAAAAAAAAAAAAAAAAAAAAAAAAAAAAAAAAAUUAUGAUUAUUUUGAAAACAAAAGCCUAGACGAAGAAGACCUAGAACUAAUCGCAGAAAACACAGGAAUGCAAGUCGUUAGAAAUGAAAAAGACACCAAGCAUAGGAGAUUAAAAAAGAUUAAAGACUUACAAGGUGGAGACCACGACGACGAUGAUGAUAAUGAUGAUGGAGACGAUAACUUGUAUGCAAAUAAUGCAAAGAGCGAUAACAUAAGUGAAAACAAAAUCGACCGCUUAAGGGAUAAAGAAUAUUUUAUUGAUGAUAGCGAAACAACACUGAAGAAGCAGAAGGUGGAUCAGAAAAACGAUUUGUUCAAUUAUGAAGACAACCAGUCUGAUGGUGACGAGAAUGAAAACGGCGUAGGGGAGGAAGAGGAGGAGGAAGAAGAAGAAGGGUACCCAAUCUCUUCCAACAAUAUGUACAAAACAGACUCCUACAUCCAUGACAUUAUUAGCCAAACGUUUGGAGACGUUAAUACUGUCCUGGAUAUCAUCAAUGUAUCCCCUGCGAAGAAGAAAAAAAAAUACGAUUACGAAAAUGAGGAGGAAGACGAUGAGGAGGAGGAAGGUGAAGAGGAAGAGGAGGAGGACGACGAAGAAGACGAGGAUGACGACCACGAGGAGGGACACCGUGAAGGUCAUGAAAAUGACAAUCUGUUCUCUGGGGACAACCUUCUGGACGAUGAGGAGGAGGAAGAAGGACCCAGGAGAAUUAAAAAAAAAAAAAAAAAAAAAGCGGUCAGCUUUUUCGAUCAAAUUAAUCAAGACAUGAAAAAGAAGGGCUUGGAGGAUGACUCCGAUUACGACCCUGAUGUGGAUGAGGAAGAACAUGAGGGGUAUGUCUCGGAGGAAGGAGAGGAAGAAGACGCCACCGACUCCACCGAUGACGAGGACGAUGAAGAGGAAGAUGACGAGGAGGAGGAUGACGAUGGUGUGGAUGACGCACCUGAUGAAGACGACGAACUGGACGGAGGCAGCGACAGCGACCGCGAACUCUACGAGCGCGAAUUCAAGAAAGUAUGCGAUGAGGAGUACGACAAAUUUGAAGAAUACGAGGAGUACGACGAUUUUGACGAGUUUGAUGAUCUGCCCUACUACGAGGACGCCAUAAGGAAACGCGACAAGUAUGGUGAGGGGAAAAGCGGCAAGGUGAAAAAGAAGAAAGUUUUAAGCAUCCUAGAUGGAAGCGAAAAAGGGGAAGAAGACGACGAGGAAGAGGAAGAGGAAGGGGACGAAGAAGUGGGCGAAGGGGAAGAGAAAGAAGUCGACGCAGAAAAUAAAACAGCAGUGGAAGAAAACCAGAUGGAUCUGUUCGGAGAGGAAGACAUGAUCGAGUCCAAGGAAAAGUCGGCAAAAACUGAAAAGGGAAAAAAAAAAUCAAAAAAGAAAAAGAAAAAGAAAAAAAAAAAAAAAAAAAAAAAAAAAUUAGAUAUAAUAUCAAACAAAUGGAAAAAAAUCGCAGAACCAGAUGAAAGACUCAAUCAGUUAUUAACAAAAAAGGAUGACCUAAUCAGGUACUCCGACACCCCAGAGAGGUUCUACUUCUCCUAUAAGAAAAGAAAAAGCAAACUAACCAAAAAGUUGUUACUCAUAGAAUCCAAGUGGAUAAUACAAAAGCUGAAAGAAAAAUAUCCUAAUUAUUUCACCACAAGAAAUAUGGAAAAAAUGAUCGAGCAAAAUUACGACAACACGUACAGCCAUAUAAAUGUACAGGAAUUUCUAAGUGAUAAUUUUUUAUUAAAAAAAUGUAUCCUCACAUUAACCUUAUUAAUAAAAUAUAAAAAUGAAAUUCCAUUCAUUUUUUUUCACAAAUUUUAUUUGAUCUCUCCCCCAUUCAAUUUAAAUAUACUGUGGGACAUAUAUGAGUUGGACAAACUCUGGUAUAAAACAUUCAUGAAAAUGAAUAAGCUAAGAAAUAGGCUCAAGUUGUUAAGUACUUCCUAUAAGAUCCAUUCCAGUGUAUUUGAUAUACUCGAUAAGACCAAUGACUUGUACUAUGAGGACAUCAACAUAUAUUAUUUUUAUGCUAAGAAUGAUAUGUUUCGGGGAAUGAAGAUGGAAGAGGAGAAUGUGCAGGGCAAACACUCCUCCAUUCUUUGCAUCAAGGAAGACGGGGAAGGAAGCGGCCAUCUGGCAAGCGCAAAUGGUGCUAGAACAAAUGAAGAUGUGUCCAUUACAACAUCUGCCAUAAGUCCAGGAAAGGAAAAAAGAUAUGUCCAUUCUGGGGGCACAAAUGAUGAAGACUCUGAAAAUGAAAAUGCAGCCGAUGACCUCUUUGGGGAUAAACUACUCGAGGAAAAUAGCUCAAAUAAAAAUAAGGAAAAAAAGAAAGUGAUGAAGAAAAACGCAGAACCAAAGCUAUAUAACGAAAAAAGCGUCCCAGGUUUACUCUUCCUCGAGUAUGUAAAAAAAAAUAAAUUUAACAUAUGGGAUGACUACCUCCUCACCACAGAACAGUUUUAUGAAAACAUGGCUUACAUGUAUGACCUAAUAAAGGAUCAAACCAUUUGGCCAGCAGAGCAUGCAGAGGGUGAGGAAAAGCAACACCACUACGAUGAGUACAAAUAUGGGGAUAGCAAAAGUUACAAGUAUGAAAAACAUGAAGUGGACGCGCACCAUGGGCAAGCGACAGAUGGAAAAGCGACACAUGGAAAAGAGAAAGAUGGAAAGGACCAAUUAACCACCUUCACCUAUAACUGCUCCAUGAUUAAACAUAUGGUGACAAAUGUACCGGACAUAUACGGCAACGAUGUGAACAAUCAGAGCCACAUGGAAGAGUGGUGUAAGUCAUUCUUCACUCGAGAAGUUUCAAACAAUAAAGAGAUCUUCAAGACCCUCAUUUGUUACUACGCCAAACUCUUGGCUUCCCACCCCUGUGUGAAAUACAUUUUAAGAUUUUUCUUCCUCAAAUAUGCAUCCCUCACAACUGUCAGCACUAGCCAAGGGGAAGUACACAUCGAUGUCAGUAGCCCAGACUACUUCUCCUUCCGGUUGUUUAGGUUCCCUGUGCAUCACUUGCUGUGCGGCGAAUAUAAAGUGGGGAACGACGCCGGACGUAGUGGGAGCACCGACGUGAGUACAAGCGAUACGACCUACCGCGCCUCACACGACCCCUGCUACGUACACAACUACAAUGUAAACAUGUUCAACACCCAGCUGGACGAAAGCGAAGUCAGUAUGGACCUCAAGAAGAGAGAGUUAGAAAACUACUACACCAAACACAAGUACAAACACAUCUAUUUAGAAAUUCUAAAAAACCGAGAUAACAAGUUAGUGCACCUAAUUAUCCACCCCAUAUUGCCACAAGAAACCGUGCCGUGGAAAACGGAAGAUUUUGUAGAAAGAGAAAAAUGUAAAAAGAAAAAAAAAAAACCAAAUGAUCGAAAUUUAAAAGCAUACUUGGAAAAGGAAAAAAAUAAACUGGCCAAAGCGGAAGCAAUGGACAAUGAAUGGAUCAACAACUUACUAAAACAAUUGUCCUACGCCUACUGCUACAAUGAUCUUGAAGACACCAACGUCUUCGUACAUGUGCAGAAAAAAAUCUUAAAUAAUUUCCUCUGUGUAGAAUUAUUGCCCCUCUUUAAAAAAAACCUAGAAAAUUUGCUACUUGCGAGUGCACAAAACUGGCUCAUGGUCUACAUCCAUCAGUCCUUCUAUCUCACCCUCAAUGUGAAGCCCAUUAAAAUUUACAAAAAUGCAGAGGAAGAAAAGGCCAAACUACGAAAUAGGAAAAGCAGCACAGAUCUAAGUAUGGAUCGACGAAAUAGCAAAGACGAUGAUAAUUAUUCUUCAGAUUAUCACAGCAGAGACUCCUACACUAAGUAUAAUGAUCGGGACAGCAAGCAUCUCCACCAUGGAGUGAAGAAAAAGUUUUACAGUGAUGAAUCUUACACCAGCAGUGGUGACGAUGAUGAUGGUGGGAAAAAGUCCAGCCGAGUGCACAAGGAAGAGAAAAAAAACAAAAAGAGGGAAAGCAAAUGGGGAGACACUGACGAGGUCACGAAUGAAACACAAAAGGGAAACAAAAAAGGAGGCACCAAUUGGGAUCUCGGUGCUGAUCAGGCUACUGAUCAAGGUGCAGACCAGAGCGCAGAUCCCAACUGGGAUCAUACUACGGAGCAAAAUGCAAAACACAAGUCGGCUGAGCGAUCGAAUAAGUCGGAACUGUUCGACUCUUCGCACUCCGUUGAAAGUGAGGAGGAAUACAAAUCGGAGGAAACAAUGAAAGAAAAAAAAAAUGCCUACAUGAAGAAUCUGUACGAUGAUGAUAACUACUCGGACAAAUCUGGAAAAAGCUACAUUUCUAACAAACCAGACGAAGAAAAAAAAAAACAAAAAAUUCUAAAAAGUAUAAAAAAAAAUCAUAACGUAUACGAAGUGGUCUCCAUAAUAUGUGAACCCAUAAAUUAUGGGAUCAGACUACACAUAAUAGCUUGCGACAUCUACGGUGAUAUUGUCGAGUACAUCUACCUCGACAAUAUAUACCUAGAUAUUGCUAAAAAGGAAAAAAUGCCAGUGGAGCAGGAAAAAAUUACACAAGAUAUUAACAUAUUUAACAACUUCCUUAAGAAAAUCAAACCAGAUGUCAUAGCCGUCGGGGUUAGGGACGUGUACUCCUACCUCGUCUACUCGUACGUGUUAAACUUGGUCAAUGGAGGAGCAGGGGGCAUGGACAAAAGCGCACACCUCACGAGUAGUUCCCCCCAUGUGGCGGGAACACAUGGAAAAUACGUGGUAAUACCAGAAAAUCUGUACAUCCCAAGCAUAGUAACGAACAGCCAAAAGUACAGCGCAGAUUUGACGAGCAAAUACCCCAGGGAGGCUUUACUCGGUCUGUCCCUGUGCCGCUUUGUGCAAAAUCCCCUGUGCGUAGUUAUAUCCCUUUUCGAAGAAGAAAACAAAAACAUGUUUAAUAUUUGCCUACACGAUUUGCAGAAAUAUAUUUGCAGCUACAAAUUGGAAGCUCUCUUCCACAGAAUCAUAGUAGAUGUAGUAAACAAAACUGGGUGCGACAUUAAUUUUUUGAAGAAAAAAAAAAAACACUUGGGAGUCAUGUUAAGUUACGUCGCCGGAUUAGGUUUACGAAAAAGGGAAGAAUUAAUUAAACUUUUGCAUAACAGAAAUUUGAGUACAAGGGAGGAUCUACUAACCCUAUCUUCAAAUAAGAAUCUAAUAGGAAAAUGCAUCUAUCGAAACUGUUCCUCUUUUAUUAGAAUUAUUGGACAUGGGGAUGAGUAUGUGGAAGCACUGGACAACACGAGGAUACACCCCCUGAAUUGCUACGACAUUAUUCAGGAUCUGUUCAAAAAUGUCAUUGACACCAAAAAAAAUAAUUUUUUAAAAAGCACCUACGACAUUGUAAAUUACAUUAUUAAUAAAAAAAAACUUAUUCGAAAUAUGGAAAUAAAAGAUUAUUCCAGACGAUUCUAUGAUGAUAAGAAAAUCUACAUUUACCCCUACCUCAAGUUCAUUCAAACGGAACUCAUGUAUCCUUAUAAAGACUACCGUUACAACUACGAGAAAAAAAAAGAAGAAGAAUUGUUCUACCUAAUAAUUAAUGAAAAAAAAGAAAACCUAGCCAUUGGAUCUGAAGUUGUGUGUAAAAUGGACUACCUGAACAAAAAUAAUAAUUACAUUAAGAUAACAAUAUUACCCUACAACAUCAAGGGAAUCAUUACCGACUCAAAAGAAUUCUUAAGACAACUAAGAAAAUAUUACAUGGACAGGAUGAACCUAAUUAACUCCAAUUUAGAAAAUAUAAACUCUUCACAUAAAGGACACCACCAUUAUGGACAUAACAACAAUUUGAAGGACCCUGAAUAUAUUAACAACUCCGUGCUAGGUGAAUUAAUCAAAGGAAGAAUCUCUUCCAUCAGCUACAAUAUGUAUAACCGAUUCGAAACGAACUUUCACGUAGUCGUAACGGAAGAAAACAUGAAAAAAAUUAAGGAACAAAUCUUCAUGGACAAUUUAAAAGGGCCAAUCACUUAUAAUUAUCUCUCUCCACUGGUCGAGCUAGACAUACAAUACGACACAAACACGUUCAUACAAAAUCAUUUUAGAAAAUUAAACGACAAUGAAGACGUGGAAGAUUUUGAUGAAGAAGAUGAGGACGACGAAGACCAAGCGGAGCAGAAUCAGUCGAAUCCACAUGGACACAUGGCAAACCGCUCCAACGCAAACAGUAGACAGCAAAAAAUGAAACUCAAAAUUAAAAAUAAAAAUAAAUACUACCAAAACAAAAAACUUAUAAAUCACCCUCAUUUCAAAUUAUGGAAUUAUCAUGAAGUGCGUGCAUAUCUUAAACAGACCAACAUUGGAAUUGGGGAGUCCAUCAUCUAUCCCUCGAACGAACUCAACAAACUAUACUUACAUGUAAAAACCUCAGAUGACCCUUUCAUUAUAGCCAAGUUUACUGUGUACGAGAAAAAUAUUCAACAUGCAGGCAACACUGCGAGUGCCUCCCUAUAUAAAAACAUGCAGGGCAUUCAACAAGUGUACCUUAUAAAUAAUGAACAGUUCCAUUCCAUUGACCAAAUAAUUUCCCUCUUUUGUGAUAAACUAAAAAAAAAUCUAAUCGAAUUAUACAACCAUCCAAAGUGUAAGAGAAAAAAACAGUUGGAAGAAAUUAGAAAAGAAUUGUCACAAGAAAGUUUACUCAAACCGGAACACAUCGUCUGGGCCCUUAUCCCACCCAUUCCAUUCCCGCCAAAAAAAAAUGCCAACGAAAAUGAUAAAACUCCCAUUCCAGACUUUAACCCGCUCCGAUUUACCCUCAUGGUUAUCCCCCCACAUAAUCACCACCAACAGCUUUACGCAAAUUAUAACAACGACCAUCAUCCCAAGGGCCACUUCGUGCUACAGGACUCCAUCUACGUGGACCACAAAUCCUUCAAACUGUGGACCAGGGCCGAGCGCAACUUUAAAAAUCUUAUUAAUUGGUGGAAGGAGAAGGGGUACUGGAACAGACAGAACGAGCGCCAGGAGUACAUGAACGAGAAGAAGAGAAAGAUGGAGGAGUACCGCCGGCUCCGCGGGGGAAGACCUUAA